Drosophila pseudoobscura is the source of this 1083-nucleotide messenger RNA. It is a transcript of the gene mbf1, whose product is annotated as multiprotein bridging factor 1. The record is from RefSeq and is a predicted model, not a curated record. Gene Ontology annotation, molecular function: DNA binding. Gene Ontology annotation, cellular component: nucleus. Lineage: Eukaryota; Metazoa; Arthropoda; Insecta; Diptera; Drosophilidae. The transcript is spliced from 4 exons.
GUAUGUUUCGGUAUAUUUCCGAGGGUCGCACGGUAUAUUUUAUCGAAGUCGCACACAUCCGAGAUAGUUCUGGAAUUUAUAGUUUUAAUUAAUAAUAAAAGUAAACUUUCUUAACUAAACAUAAGUGAAGCAGUCAAUAUGUCAGACUGGGAUUCUGUUACAGUUCUGCGGAAGAAGGCUCCCAAGUCGUCGACCCUAAAGACCGAAUCGGCCGUCAAUCAGGCUCGCCGCCAAGGCGUUGCCGUGGACACCCAACAAAAAUAUGGUGCUGGCACCAACAAGCAGCAUGUGACCACCAAAAACACUGCCAAGCUGGACCGCGAGACUGAGGAAUUGCGCCACGACAAGAUACCGCUUGACGUGGGCAAGAUCAUCCAACAGGGACGUCAGAACAAGGGUCUCAGCCAGAAGGACUUGGCCACUAAAAUUUGUGAGAAGCAGCAGGUUAUAACGGACUACGAGGCCGGACGCGGCAUUCCUAACAACUUGAUCCUCGGAAAAAUGGAGCGGGUGCUUGGCAUCAAGCUGCGCGGCAAGGAGCGUGGCCAACCAAUAGCGCCUCCCGGUAAAAAGUGAGACGAUGCUGCCGCGUCCACUGCUUGCGGCGCUCCACCAUCGAACACCUCAACACGCAACGCCAGACAGCAGCAGCAACAUCAACAGCAGCAGCAACACCAGGAGCCUGGCUGGAGUACCGUAAGCAGAAGACGCAAAUGAAGCCUUAUCGGGAGGCUCUUAACCAAAUCAAAUCGGGUUAACCAAACCACGCAGCCCAAGACACACACCGCACACACACCCAAUCCUCUUUUAUCUAUGAGCGCGCCAUAGUUCUUGAAUUUUUUGUUUGAAGCCAAAAAAAACCAUACCAAUUGCCGCGUUUCGCACACACACACAUGCACAGAUACACGAUGGCUUUAGAUACUAUUAUUACAACUAUUUGCAUCCCCCCUUUUUCUUUUUUCCUGAUAAAUUAAAUAUUGUAAUUUUUUUUUAAAUACAAAUCACAAUCACAGCCUCGGUCUCCCCUCGCAGAAGGCACAGAAACAACAGAGACAGAGAGAGUGACACGAAAGCGAAACGCAA